UUCCAAAUUUGUGGCAAGCAAACUUACCACUAGCUCUGCGGUGGGCAUGGGGCCAGAAGGCUAAAUUAUGCAAACGAAGCGCCACUGGAGUGGCAAGCAAUAUUACUGAAGGAUUUGUAUGAUGCUCCUGCAACAGCCCCUUUUGCUGGUCGGAUCGGAUUUGCUGCUAUCGGGCCGCUGGUAUUUAUUUCUCACCGUUCGGGUCCAAAACGAGAACAGCUUGAUAAAACGGCAACCUUAAAACUCUAAUCUUAGCCAGCAGUAUUCGUCUGAACGAUCAUGAUGUUUAGAGUUCCUGCAGCUUGGACUAAAACUCGAAUUUUUAAGAACCGUUUUGUUACCCAUUACCUGUUUUCGAGCCUUUAACGCUUGAGGGACACGUGUAACACCCUACCUUAAUUUGAGACGUGCCACCGUAAAAUUCUCGUGCUGGUGGAAGUCACGAUCGGCCAUGAGGAAUCCCUUAAUAAGCGGGUCGAGCGCAGCGUGCAGACAUACAUCGACAUGAGGAUCUCCGUCGUUCUUGUCCCCUGCGUCUUGUUGGUGGCCUCGUUUGGCCUAACCCACCAAGCGAAUGAUCCGCUCGCAGUGCCGUGGGCAAGCAGACAGGGUCUCCUCAAGAGCUGCAUCGCUUCCUCCCAGGCCGUCACCCACUUCCCCCAGAACGUAGUCAACGACCACAACAACUCCCUCACUGCCCUGCUGCGAAGCUACGCCAACCGCCGCCAGACGCUGCUGCUUAGCGGCUACCUGUCCGGAAUGUUAGAGUGCGGAAAGGCCACCGCCUCCUGGCAGCUUGGCUCCUUGGUGGGUGAUGUCAUGCUUUGCGUGGCUCUGUCCAUGGCCGCGGGCAAGUAAUCCUAGUAAUAAAGGUGUUGAAAAUUUACCCGUUACUGUGUUUUCCUCCUUUGAUAAAAUGUAAACCUGGUGCACUCCGGGCAAACAACUUCGUCAAAAUUUGUACACUGUUAUUUCAAGGGUAUUUCUUGUUAUUUCAAGGAAACUGUACACCCAAAUUCAAGUUGUUUGCCCCUCGGUGCACUCCUAAGUAAUACCUACAUUGACACAGCAAAAAAUUCCGUGGUUUGGUACGGAAAAUGGGGUAUGGAAAAGGCACGGACCUUCCGCACUGGUUCUCUGUAGUCUCCAUAAGGAUCUCAUGUAAACUGGUUCGGGAAACAUGUACAGAACUUCUGUGGUUGUCAAGGUACGGACGGUCCAGGUAAAAAAUUGAUCAGACACGUUCCGUACUUUCUCCGUAUUUUUUCUACCAGUGGAUGUAAGGUAGAGUAUUCGCCAGAUGAAAUCGGCCCCUUCUAGGAAAACCAUGAUAACUGGUUAGGGUGCAAGGCACCAUCUUAACGCUCUCAAAGAGAGACACAGCGGCUAGCGCAGUAGGCAUAGAAUCUUUCACCACAACCGCCAGGGAGAGAACUUUCGAACUGCAAUGAGAACUGUGGGAAUGCCGACAUCCUUGUCCUAACUACGAAG
Thrips palmi is the source of this 1491-nucleotide messenger RNA. RefSeq lists its product as uncharacterized. The transcript has 2 exons. Bases 505 to 858 code for a protein of 117 amino acids. Lineage: Eukaryota; Metazoa; Arthropoda; Insecta; Thysanoptera; Thripidae. The record is from RefSeq and is a predicted model, not a curated record.